Cuscuta campestris is the source of this 1960-nucleotide messenger RNA. NCBI's taxonomy places the organism in Eukaryota, Viridiplantae, Streptophyta, Magnoliopsida, Solanales, Convolvulaceae. The record is from the annotation of a GenBank genome assembly.
CGAGAAACCCGCCGAACGAUCAAACUGUUUCCCUUCCACGAACGGCAGAUUUCAACUCAUCUUGCUACUGACUUGAUGAAGGGGUCGGUCUUCUCGGAAUCGCAUUGUCCCCGUCUCUAUCUCUCUCUCAUUCAUCAUCUGGAUUUUUCGAAUCUCGAAACCUAAAUUUACAAAGCGCAAUGUUUGCGUAAGAAUUUGAUUUGACCUGGAAUUGAAUUGAAUUGAAUUGAAAAUGGCCGGGGAAAGCAAUCCUCAAGAAGAGAUGAAGGUGGUGAAGGGGCCGAACGGCUAUGUUCUUGAAGAUGUUCCUCACUUGAGUGAUUACCUCCCCAACAUCCCUACUUUUUCUAAUCCAUUACGUUCUGAUCCUGCAUAUUCAGUUGUGAAACAAUACUUUGUUGACAUGGAAGAUGUUGUUCCUCAAAAGGUUGUUGUUCACAUUGAUAGUCCAAGGGGUGUACAUUUUAGGCGUGCUGGUCCUCGUCAAAAGGUGUAUUUUAGUCCAAAUGAGGUGCACGCUUGUAUUGUAACAUGUGGCGGGUUAUGCCCAGGGCUGAAUACUGUGAUCAGGGAAAUUGUUCAUAGCCUUCACACAUAUGGUGUCACCAAAGUCCUUGGAAUAGAGGCUGGGUAUAUGGGUUUCUAUGCAAGGAAUACAAAAAAUUUAACUCCAAAGCUUGUAAAUGACAUACAUAAAAGGGGUGGUACAAUCCUUGGAACAUCUCGAGGAGGCCAUGAUACUGCCAAAAUUGCAGAUAGUAUUCAGGAUCGUGGAAUUAAUCAGGUCUAUAUAAUUGGAGGGGAUGGAACUCAAAAAGGAGCAGCGCUGAUCUACAAGGAACUAAGGCGGCGUGGUCUCCAAGUUUCUGUUGCUGGAAUCCCUAAAACAAUUGACAACGACAUUUCGGUUAUUGACAAAUCAUUUGGCUUUGAUACCGCUGUAGAGGAGGCUCAGCGUGCCAUCAAUGCGGCACAUGUUGAAGCUGAAAGCGCUGAGAACGGUGUUGGUGUUGUAAAGCUAAUGGGUCGCUAUAGUGGAUUCAUUGCAAUGUAUGCUACUUUGGCCAGCAGAGAUGUUGACUGCUGUUUGAUCCCAGAGUCCCCAUUCUACCUCGAAGGAAAAGGUGGACUUCUUGAGUUUGUUGUGAAACGACUAAAAGAAAAUGGGCACAUGGUUCUUGUGGCAGCUGAAGGAGCAGGACAGGACCUCAUUGCAGCGGAGACUUCAAAUUCCAAGACUGGACAAGAUGCUUCAGGAAACAGGCUUCUCCGUGAUGUUGGUUUAUGGAUUUCUCAAAAAAUCAAGGAUCAUGCUAAAAAGCUGAACUUUCCCAUUACUCUUAAAUAUAUAGAUCCGACCUACAUGAUCCGUGCCAUUCCAAGUAAUGCCUCUGACAAUGUGUAUUGCUCAUUGCUGGCUCAAAGUGCAGUCCAUGGAGCGAUGGCUGGGUAUACAGGCUUCACUUGUGGGCUUGUCAAUGGUCACCAGACUUACAUCCCAUUCAAUCGCAUCACGGAGCAGCAAAACCAGGUUGUGAUAACCGAUAGGAUGUGGGCCCGACUUCUUUCGUCGACCAACCAGCCGAGCUUCUUGCACCCAGACGUCGUCGAUGAAGCUCAAAGCAAGCAAUCUGAGCUGUUUGAUGAAAAGAGUAGAACUGAGCAUGUCAAGACAGUCAUGCAGGAAAGCCUUUGAAAUUCACUGAUAUCUUUAGGUGCCUCAGCUAGCUGCUAAUGGCCAUUUGCUAUAUGGAGCUUCAACACUUAAAUUUUUAUUGUUUGAUUACUAAAAUAGAAAGUGGUAGGGAGAGUGUCAGUGUGCUUUGUAUAGAUUUUUUAAGGUCCCAGUUAUAGUUAAACUGCAACCAAGUUCUUUUGUGAUGAAUCUUAUCGCUUGUGAUGGAUUGAUUGAUAUAGGCCUUGUUUGGACACUAGCAGUUGACAGUUGGCUGUUUAUGUU